GGACAUUGGUUAACCGAAGGUCAACUUUCAUUUCGUUGUGGAUACAUAAUUUGAGGUCGUUGUAACAUUUUGAAAGAUCUGGACAUGCUAGGAUUUGGUGAACAGACAGAAAAUUCUACUCACAUUCGUGACAACUUGAAAGCUGAAACUCCACUAUUGAAUAAUGCAAAGCGCAAACUAGGAUUAAGAGAUUUGAACAUUCAGCAGCAUGUUCAUCUGCAGUCAGAAAUAAUGCGACCCUCUAAAACUGUAGUUCCUGAAAACGUAUAUAAGGAAGCAUGUGAGAAAUUCUUUGCAUAUGAAGACAAAGAUGACUACGGUGAUUUAUGCACUCGCCUUGAUAAUAUAAAGUCACUUGUGGAUGGAGUGAUUUCUCUUUCCUGCAUGAGUCAUUCUUCAGAUUUCGUUGAAUUUUCAAUGAAUGGUGAGGUCUGUUGUGUUUUACUAGUACUGGUAGACGAUGGUGAUGAAUUUGAUCCAUCAGAUUUCGAAAUACCAGAUUCUGAAUUCAACACAAUGUUCUGUUGUCUUGGCUAGAAAGUUAUUAUGUCGAUUUAAUUCGUUCUCAGAAAUGCUUUAGAUACAAGUAUCUCACUAUUGAGUGUCAACUCCAGUUUGUUCCCAUUCAGCCUAUUUUUUGUACCAUUUACGUUUAUGUACCCUUUUUAACCUGUCAGUUUGCAGCGGUAGAUAUUGUAAGCUGGAACGUCAAUUAAAUUCUCUUUAAUAUGC
Molecule: messenger RNA, 732 nt
Organism: Schistosoma curassoni
Lineage: Eukaryota; Metazoa; Platyhelminthes; Trematoda; Strigeidida; Schistosomatidae
Source: the annotation of a GenBank genome assembly